AUGGCCUGUACGAACGGCUUGUAUGCCACCGUAACCAGUGGCGUACACACGAAGCAAUCGAAAGAGCUCAUGCAGCUCUAUUGUGUCCAUGGCGUGUGCAACGGCGGUGUCGAGCGAAGGGGCACCGGCAAUUUGAGGAAGUUCAUUGAGGGCAUGGUGGAGUACCAGUUGUGGCGGAUUGGUGGGACACCAUCGAAGGAGCGAUUUUUCCCAAAACGUCUCUACCCAGAGGUGAGGGCGCUAGGAGGCGACCAGUACCUGAAGACCACGACGCAUAUGAAAAGUGUAAGGAGUUUCCGGAGUACUUGCAUUCGACGUGGUUUGAUGGCCCAUACAAGGACAUGUGGGAAUUGGUCGACCUGA
Molecule: messenger RNA, 363 nt
Organism: Haemonchus placei
Lineage: Eukaryota; Metazoa; Nematoda; Chromadorea; Rhabditida; Trichostrongylidae
Source: the annotation of a GenBank genome assembly